UCACACUUUAUACUUCCCUCUCCCUCUUCUCAAAAGUUUUUUUUUUCCCCCUUUCCCAAUCGAAGAAUCAACGAGUUGAGAACAUACGAUGGCAGACGAUUUGUUUGAAGGAUUGCCUCCACCUUCCUCCAUCACUCAAUCACAACCACAACUUCCAAUUCUUUCUGUUUCUACCAACAACAACACCGAAUCCUCUUCACUUCUCUCCGCACCUAAACCCAUUCUCAAAAGUUCCCUCAAACGAUCCAACCCUACUCAAUCCGACAACUCCCAAGCUGCAGCUCCUAAAAAGAGUUUGAAGUUUAAAACCUCAACCGAUGCUUCUGAAACGCAAGUUAUUGACGCUAUGGAGAAGAUAUCUUCGCACAUCAAAAACCCUGCGAAAUUCAGCAAGGCUGCAAAGCUUGCCAUUCAGUUGAUUGAGGCAGGAAGUGUCAAGUCUGGGGUUAGUGAUUAUUUUUUCGCAAUAUUAGAAGCUGCAAUGUUGUCUCCCGUAUCUUGUACAGAUCCUUCGGUUCGGGCAGAUUAUCAUUCUCUGUUCACAGCUGCACAAAACGCAAAAGAACAUCUCAAUAAGAAGCAGAAGAAUCAACUGGCAACGUGGACGAUUAGUGCUGUGGUUGCAAAUGAUUUAUAUACAGAUGAUAGCUUUGUGUUCUCGAAAGCAGCUGGGCAAAUCAAGGAAGCUAUAUCUAACCUUCCUGUUGCGACAGAGGAGGAUGACACAGAAGAAGCAAUUUCUCUUAAUGACGGCACAGUAAUGGCAGAUGAAGGUGGUCAAACAUCUCCGAAUGAGGAGAAUAAUGCCUUGGAGGAAGCUGACCCAUUUGGACUGGAUUCACUGAUUCCUGGAUCCACAAAGAAAGGUGAAAAAUUUAAGGGAAAGAAUGACGCAGCUAUGAAGAUAAGGAAGGAAGAAGAGGAAGAAACCAAGCGAUUCCUUCAGUUACAAAGAAAAGCCCUGAUAACUUGUCUAGAGAUUGCUGCUCGGCGGUAUAAAACACCUUGGUGCCAGACAGUAAUUGAUAUUUUAGUGAAGCAUGCCGUUGAUAAUGUGGCAAGAUUUACAGCUCAUCAGAGGGAUGCUGUAAGGAAAUUGUGGGCUUCAAUACUGGAGCAGCAAACUCGUAGGAAGCAAGGAAAGUCGGUUAAUGGAAAGCUUGAUGUGAAUGGUUUUGAAUGGCUUCAACAAAAAUAUUCUACUGAGAAGAUUAGCAUUCGGCAUUCUGUUGGAGGUAGUGGAGACCGGCGUGCCACACAAUGGCUUGGUUAAGUUUUUUCUUGUGAAAUUUUCUGUAACAAAAAUGAGGCGAGUAAACAUUCUCGUCACUUCAUUGCUAGUGUUGUAACUUAUAAUAGGUCUCGGACAUCUCUCCUGACUUUGUUUCCCCAAAAACAUUGGUAGAAACUUUAUAAAAUGUGAUUUUUUCCCCUUC
Molecule: messenger RNA, 1436 nt
Organism: Medicago truncatula (barrel medic)
Lineage: Eukaryota; Viridiplantae; Streptophyta; Magnoliopsida; Fabales; Fabaceae
Exons: 5
Coding region: 89-1273 (394 amino acids)
Source: RefSeq, a predicted model, not a curated record